AUGCCUAAGGAUGCCAGCAAUUUUACUAAUGCUAAGGGAGAGAAUGUUGCUACUGUUGUUACAACUGAAGUGCCCCUUGUUAGGNUUUUGGCUUCAGGUGCGAGGAUUUAUGUAACUCAUCUUUCCCAGACAAGUCUUCAUCUCGUUCUGGAUCAAUUUCUGUAUGCUGCAACAUGUUUACAACUCGUAGAGAUUGUUUGCAAUAAAGUGGAGACUUCUGCAAGAUCACCUCCACCUACUUUGAGAGCAUUUGUGUGCUCUAUUUCUGCUUGGCUUAGCGUUACGGAAUAUUGCUAUGAAAGAGGAGACAAAGAUAAGCAACUCCAACGGUCGAACUGCUCCAACCCUUUUGGGACUGGGGAGUUCCUUGUCAAGGUGGGUGGGGGGAAUAUUGGCAAUGCUGUCAAAAAUGAGCACCAUUCGCUCAUGGAAAUGUACUACUUUCCAGUAUCCAUCUUAGGAGCCUUCAUUAUUGGAAUGAAUUUAUUGAAAUUGGUGCUUAAUUUUGAAGUUUUUGAUGCCAGUAUGUUGAAAGCCAAUGAGACAGCCAUGGAAGUUUCUAAUAGUUUGAUUAGUAAGAUCCACAGUUCCUUUUCUGGUGGCUUACAUUUUGCAACACCAAUAUUUUCCUUGAGGACCAAUGAAGUAGACCUGGUGCGAGGUGUGUUACAAAUUUUACAAGGGUUAUCCAGUUCUUUGUUCUAUUGGGACAAUAUUGGACAGAGGUUCUGUCCCAUAAGUAGGAUUUAUGUAACUCAUCUUUCCCAGACAAGUCUUCAUCUCGUUCUGGAUCAAUUUCUGUAUGCUGCAACAUGUUUACAACUCGUAGAGAUUGUUUGCAAUAAAGUGGAGACUUCUGCAAGAUCACCUCCACCUACUUUGAGAGCAUUUGUGUGCUCUAUUUCUGCUUGGCUUAGCAGGUUACGGAAUAUUGCUAUGAAAGAGGAGACAAAGAUAAGCAACUCCAACGGUCGAACUGCUCCAACCCUUUUGGGACUGGGGAGUUCCUUGUCAAGUAUUUCCUCAGGAGCUGAAUUUUUAUUGCAAAUAGUGUAUGGAGCCAUACCUCAAGUCUAUUUUGAACUUGAUCCUCCGGUCCUGGCUGCUGACAUUGCCACACAUAUUCUUGAUUAUCUUUAUAAGAAGCUCAAUGAAGUUUGUCUUGUGCAAGGUGGCGAGGAGGAUGCAUAUAGGAUGCUACUUUAUAUAUUUGUUGGGAGUUUAUUGCCAUAUAUAAAGGGUUUUGAUUCCUGGCUUUUUGAAGGAACACUUGAUGAUCCUUUUGAGGAGAUGUUCUUUUAUGGUAACAAAGCAAUUGGAAUAGAUGAGGCUGAGUUCUGGGAGAAGAGCUAUCUUUUGAGACGAACGCGGUAUCAGAAGUUGGAUGUCGCUUACACCACUGAUCUUCAACCUUUAACAGAUGAUAAGAAGGAUGUAACAGGAAGAGAGUCCAUUUCCGUUUCAAUUUCUGCAAAAAGAAAAGAUCGGAAUGAGAGAGACCUUCAAGUUUGUCCUUUGUUUAUGAAGGACAUAGCUAAGUCAAUUAUUUCUGCUGGAAAAUCUUUGCAGCUGAGUCGACGUGCUCCCUCAGCAUGCUUAGCGGUAUUUGGUGAUAAUCAAGAGAUUGGGCAGAGCAUAGCUGCGAUUACUUUGUCAGAGAUCUUUUGUGUCUCAGUAGUAGCUCUUGUUGGCCAUGGUGAUCACAUCUCCAAAUGCUUUUGGGAAGAUGAAAGAAUUGUUUCUUUGUUUCACUCUUCUGUGGGAAAACAAAAACCACAAGUAACUGGAGAGAGCUUGCCAGGCGUAGCAUGCUCUGAGAAGAUUUGUAUUUCCUCAGGAGCUGAAUUUUUAUUGCAAAUAGUGUAUGGAGCCAUACCUCAAGUCUAUUUUGAACUUGAUCCUCCGGUCCUGGCUGCUGACAUUGCCACACAUAUUCUUGAUUAUCUUUAUAAGAAGCUCAAUGAAGUUUGUCUUGUGCAAGGUGGCGAGGAGGAUGCAUAUAGGAUGCUACUUUAUAUAUUUGUUGGGAGUUUAUUGCCAUAUAUAAAGGGUUUUGAUUCCUGGCUUUUUGAAGGAACACUUGAUGAUCCUUUUGAGGAGAUGUUCUUUUAUGGUAACAAAGCAAUUGGAAUAGAUGAGGCUGAGUUCUGGGAGAAGAGCUAUCUUUUGAGACGAACGCGGUAUCAGAAGUUGGAUGUCGCUUACACCACUGAUCUUCAACCUUUAACAGAUGAUAAGAAGGAUGUAACAGGAAGAGAGUCCAUUUCCGUUUCAAUUUCUGCAAAAAGAAAAGAUCGGAAUGAGAGAGACCUUCAAGUUUGUCCUUUGUUUAUGAAGGACAUAGCUAAGUCAAUUAUUUCUGCUGGAAAAUCUUUGCAGCUGAGUCGACGUGCUCCCUCAGCAUGCUUAGCGGUAUUUGGUGAUAAUCAAGAGAUUGGGCAGAGCAUAGCUGCGAUUACUUUGUCAGAGAUCUUUUGUGUCUCAGUAGUAGCUCUUGUUGGCCAUGGUGAUCACAUCUCCAAAUGCUUUUGGGAAGAUGAAAGAAUUGUUUCCUUGUUUCACUCUUCUGUGGGAAAACAAAAACCACAAGUAACUGGAGAGAGCUUGCCAGGCGUAGCAUGCUCUGAGAAGAUUUGGUAUAAGUUAUUAGCUGAUACAUUUUCUAGGAACAGAGAGAUUGAUUUAACAUCUAUGCCUAAGGAUGCCAGCAAUUUUACUAAUGCUAAGGGAGAGAAUGUUGCUACUGUUGUUACAACUGAAGUGCCCCUUGUUAGAUCAUUCUGCCCAGAAAAUCCAUCUAUGACUGUUUGCCAAAGAUCACUUUGUGAGAAUAAGGAUGCUUGGAGCACAUUGAACUUGUCCAGAAACUUUUAUCUGCCCCCUUUAAAUGACGAGGGCUUGAGAAGGGCUAUUUUCAGUGGAGAUAGUGGACCGUUUCUGGUAGAUAAAGGAACGAAUUAUACUUUUGGUUUUCAGUUUGGUGAAUAUGAAUAUGCUCGCUCACAGGAGGACACAAAGAUGUUAGAAGGGUUAUUCCCAUUUCCAACUCUCCUUCCAUCGUUUCAGGAGGACCAUCAUAUGUCAGAGUUUUUACCAUUUCAGAAGAACAGCACCCUUCCUUCAAGAAUUCUUAGCUGGAUUCAAAGUGUUGAGCUGAAAGCUACUCUACUUCCUGUGGUUAUUCUACAGGAAUGCCUUAUUGUCUACAUCAAGAAGCAGGUUGAUAAAAUUGGUGGAAAUAUAUUGUCAAAGUUACUUUAUGACUGGAGAUUGAUGGAUGAGCUGGGAGUGUUGCGUGCUAUUUUCCUGUUAGGUUCAGGUGAUUUACUGCAGCACUUCUUGACUGUGGUUUUUAAUAAGUUGGACAAGGGAGAAUCCUGGGAUGAUGAUUUUGAGUUGAACAUGAUAUUACAGGAAUCAAUUAGGAACUCUGCUGACAGCAUACUGCUAAGUGCACCAGAUUCGCUGGUUGUCUCUAUCAGCAAAAAUAAUAGUUUAUGUGGUGAUGAGCAACAUGAUGCAUCUAUCCUUGUCUCAACGCCUCGGAAAAGUCGUGCGCAGAUCUUUGGAAUUGAUGGGCUUGAGUCACUGAAGUUCACAUACAAGGUCUCUUGGCCACUCGAACUUAUUGCUAAUACAGAAGCAAUUAAGAAGUAUAACCAGGUGAUGAGUUUCUUAUUGAAGGUCAAGCGUGCAAAAUUUGUUCUGGAUAAAGCUCGGAGGUGGAUGUGGAAGGAUAGAGGCAUUGCAACAAUCAGUCGCAAGCACCACUGGUUAGUGGAGCAAAAAAUACUCCAUUUUGUGGAUGCUUUUCACCAAUAUGUGAUGGACAGAGUAUAUCAUAGUGCAUGGUGUGAACUUUGUGAAGGUAUGGCAGCAGCUGGAUCAUUGGAUGAAGUCAUUGAAGUGCAUGAGGCCUACUUAUUAUCAAUCCAGCGACAAUGCUUUGUUGUUCCGGACAAGCUGUGGGCAUUAAUUGCUAGCCGGAUCAACAGUAUCCUUGGAUUAGCUCUGGACUUCUAUUCCAUACAGCAGACACUAAGCAGUGGUGGAGCUGUUUCCGCCAUCAAGGCUAGAUGUGAAAUGGAAGUGGAUCGGAUAGAGAAGCAGUUCGAUGAUUGCAUAGCCUUCCUCCUGAGAGUCCUAUCUUUUAAGCUCAAUGUGGGGCAGUUCCCUCAUUUAGCAGAUUUGGUCACUAGAAUCAACUACAAUUACUACUACAUGUCUGACAAUGGAAACUUGAAAACUGUCCCUGGAUCUGAGACCGUUACUUCUAAGUUGGGGAAGGCCUUUCCGGUCAGAGCAGACUGA
Messenger RNA from Ilex paraguariensis (yerba mate), 4311 nucleotides. NCBI's taxonomy places the organism in Eukaryota, Viridiplantae, Streptophyta, Magnoliopsida, Aquifoliales, Aquifoliaceae. The record is from the annotation of a GenBank genome assembly.